Molecule: messenger RNA, 2405 nt
Organism: Phalaenopsis equestris
Lineage: Eukaryota; Viridiplantae; Streptophyta; Magnoliopsida; Asparagales; Orchidaceae
Product: aspartic proteinase-like protein 2
Exons: 12
Coding region: 46-1992 (648 amino acids)
Biological process (GO): proteolysis
Molecular function (GO): aspartic-type endopeptidase activity
Source: RefSeq, a predicted model, not a curated record
CAUGAUAUAAACAACUCCGCCGGCAUCGGCUGUAAACUGAGAGAGAUGGAGGCGAGCAAAGAAAUUGAAAAAAUGGCCUUCGCCGUAUCGCUACUCCUCGCCUCUCUUUUUCUCCUUCCCGUCGCCGCAGAAGCGGCGUAUGGAGAAUCGGAAAGUCAAAUCUCCCCCGGCUCCAUCGCUGGAACUCCGGCUGCGAUGGUGCUUCCCCUUUUCUUCUCUCCUCUCAACACCACGCGGCGCUCGUUUCCUAUUCAUUCCCACCGCCGUGAACUGCAGGGGAAGUCUUCUCCUCUGGCCAACGCGCGCAUGAGGCUCUACGAUGAUCUUCUCACCAACGGGUAUUAUACGACCAGGUUAAUGAUCGGCACUCCUCCUCAAGAAUUUGCCCUAAUUGUGGAUACCGGGAGCACCGUCACUUAUGUUCCUUGCUCUUCCUGUGAGCAGUGCGGCAACCAUCAGGAUCCAAGGUUUCAACCCGAUAUGUCAAGCACAUACGAGCCAGUAAGAUGCAAUACGGCUUGCACCUGUGAUGUUGGUGACAAACAGUGCACUUAUGAGAGGCAGUACGCUGAGAUGAGCUCAAGCAGUGGACUUCUUGGUGAGGAUUUGGUAUCGUUUGGAAUCGAAAGUGAUCUUGAACCGCAAAGAGCUGUGUUUGGCUGUGAAACCUCGGAAACCGGUGAUCUUUUCAACCAACAUGCUGAUGGAAUAAUGGGCUUAGGUCGUGGCCAGCUUAGCAUCAUGGACCAGCUUGUUCAAAAGGGUGUGAUAAGUGAUUCCUUCUCUCUGUGCUAUGGUGGCAUGGACAUUGGUGGGGGUGCAAUCGUCCUUGGUGGGAUUCCACUUCCGCCUGAUGUGGUGUUUGCGCGCUCUGAUCCUAUUCGGAGUCCAUAUUACAAUAUUGAGCUGAAAGGGAUGCUCAUUUCGGGUAAGAAACUGGAUUUAAGUCCAAAUGUCUUUGAUGGCAAGCAUGGAACUGUCUUGGAUAGCGGAACAACAUUUGCCUACCUUCCUAAAGAAGCUUUUAUCGCAUUUAGAGAUUCUAUUAAGGAUAAAAUACUUCUCAAACAAAUUCCAGGUCCAGAUCCAAAUUACAGAGAUAUUUGUUUCUUUGGUGCUGGAAGUGAUGUUUCCCAACUCUCAAAAUUCUUUCCUGAAGUUGACAUGCUCUUUGGUGAUGGUCAAAAAUUAAAACUCUAUCCUGAGAAUUACUUGUUCCGGCAUUCUAAGGUUCACGGUGCUUAUUGCUUGGGAGUUUUUCAAAACGGGAAUGAUCUUACCACUCUUUUGGGAGGAAUAAUUGCACGCAAUACUCUUGUGAUUUAUGACCGUCGAAAUGAAAGAAUUGGUUUUUGGAAAACAAAUUGUUCCGAGUUAUGGAAGAGACUUCAGUUCAAUGGUGCCCCUUCACCAGCACCUUUGGCUUUUGAAAACAGCCAUACUUUUGAAAUUUCCUCACCAACAUUGUCUCCUAGUCAACCCCAGAAUUAUAGCUUGCCAGGCCAAUAUCAGGUUGGAGUUAUAAACUUUGAUAUCUCUUUGAGUGUUGAAUAUUCGGAUCUCGAACCUCAUAUAAAAGACUUUAAAGAGCUGAUUGCGCAUGAACUGGAGGUCGAUGUUUCUCAAGUUCAUUUGAUGAGCUUUAUGAGCAAAGGAAAUGGUACAUUGAUAAGAUGCGCCAUUUUUCCAUCAAAAUCUGGCUUUAUUUCAAUAAAAGCAGCAAUGGGUAUAAUCGCACGUUUAACUGAACACCGCCUUCAAUUUCCUUCAAAUUUUGGAAAUUAUAGUUUGGUUGAAUAUGACAUUGAACCUCCAAGAAGGUCAUGGGGGCAAGUGCAUCUACUUGGACUUGUAGUAGGUGUAGCUAUUGUUAUGGUGAUCUCAUUUUCAAUUCUGGUGGUAUGGUACUUCUGGAGACGAAAACCAGUGGGGCCUGGAUCCUACAGGCAUGUGGAAGCUGCUUUUCCGGAGCAAGAGUUACAACCAUUAUAAAUGAAAAAACUUUGGAUCAUGAUAUCAUGAUUAAUUUUAAUUAGAUGAAUCUCAAAACUGUAGAUUUACUUUGAGAUAAGUGCAAUAUAAAUCAAUCAUUCAAAAUUUAUAUUGGAUUCUUCUCAAAACAGAUUUAAUGAUUUUGAGAUCCAUUAUUACAAAAAAAAAAAAAAUGAUAAGAAUAUUCCAACCUAAUUUUUACCCAUAAAAAUGGCCCUGGAAACAAAUUUUCGCUACAGUUCCUCAAAUGGCGAGGAGUUCGAAGUUUAGAGAAGCACCUGCCCUUCGUUGAUUCUGGAGUUGCGCUGCCAGUCUUGUGAAAUAUUGCCAGAGUUUCAUGGUAGAUUGGAAAUGUUAAAAAAUUAUAGUAAGUGUUACAUACAUUCCACUUAAUUCCUAUGUAUUUACAUGUC